Molecule: messenger RNA, 1775 nt
Organism: Pectinophora gossypiella (pink bollworm)
Lineage: Eukaryota; Metazoa; Arthropoda; Insecta; Lepidoptera; Gelechiidae
Product: putative odorant-binding protein A10
Exons: 3
Coding region: 91-405 (104 amino acids)
Source: RefSeq, a predicted model, not a curated record
GUUAGUCCCUAUCCGUCGGGAAGGAGUCAUCCGAAUUUCGGUGACAGGAUUUGAACUAAGUAAUUCAGUGAAGUGGCAGUGUAAAAUACCAUGCAGACAAUCUUGUUAUUCUGCCUCAUGGUGGCAUCAUUGGCGUCAAGCAUGGCGGGGCCGCUGAUGACCGAUGCUCAAUUGGAGCAGACCCUGGCAGACCGGAGCACCAUGCAGAGACACCUUCGAUGUGCUACUGGUGAAGGACCUUGCGACCCGGUCGGCAGGAGACUUAGGACUGUAGGCCCGCUAGUCCUUCGUGGGACAUGCCCGCAGUGCUCGGCGCAAGAGACGUAUCAGAUCCGGCGCACCCUCGCCUUCAUCCAGCGCAACUACCCGCGGGAGUGGGCCAAAAUUGUCCGUCAAUAUGGCUGAAUUGACAAUUCCCAAACCUACUAUUACACUAAAAGGAUCAUGAGCUGUUUUACAACGUCAUAAAUUAUGACUCAUAAUAGUUUUAUCUGCCUUCUUCUUGAAUAAGUUCACCAUACCGCCGCGCGGCACGGAGCACGCUAUCGCCGUAGACGCGACAAUGGAGCAGAUUCGGGCAACCACCAAUUAAAUUUUAACAUUUUUGUCUAGGAAUCAAUCUAGCUCUAUCUCUAUGAAAGACGGCACUAGUUUAAGUCCAUCAAAAUUUGCACCGGUAUAUCGCAGUGUUAUCUACGUACGUAGACCUUCGGUGCUACGUCUACUGGUAGUAGCCCGUAAUACCUAACUGUCAUUAAAGUUGAUAGCGUACCCCAUGCCGCAGAGAUAGGCCCGCCAAACUUUAAAAUAUUAAUGUCAUAUUUUUCCGUCGUCAAGUCGAGGAAUACGUAUGUAAUUAAAGUACUAAUUAAAGCAUAACGCGCGUAAGAGCAUAGCUGUUUUUAUCAAUAGUUUUACCUACUGGAUAUGCAUAGAAUAUUAAUGUUUCAUGAUGUAACUCAACGAGAUUCAUCAUCGAUUUACAUCGCAAUCUUACGAAAAUAAUUUAAAUGCGGAUGCAGCUGUACUAGAUUGUGAAUUGAAUUAAAUGGAUGAAAAACAAGAAUAUUCAAUGAUUUUUAAGUAGAGCACAAGUUGUAUUUAUCUUGUGUUUUGUACCUAAAAAUCCUAUAUCAUAUAUUUCCUGCCCGUGUUAACGCUUAAAAUUAAAUUGCAAUUUUAAGCCUUAUUACCAUUUAUUACUUACGUAGGUCACCAUCACUAAUUUAAAAGCCACGGUCUUGUCAGUAUAGCAUUCUUCAUGCUACUUUUUAGGGAAAAAUAGGGCAGUGGUUUCCCUCUUGCCUUCCGCCCCGCAGUAACUCUGUCUGCUCUGCAAUCUGACGCGAAUGCGAUGGCGCCCAAACGUACUAAGACUCCUGUCCUCCGCCUCUGAAUAGUAAGUACUAACAGUUACUGCUACCCUCUGUCAGGCUCCAGGCAACCUACCUAAAAUCCUACGUAUUUCAAUCUCUUGGUGGCAAGUUAUAUGGUGUUAUAAACAAAAUACGCCCAACAGUCUAAGGAACUUUUACAAGGUAAUGUGGCGCAGUGAUUGUAGUUUCGGUAAUCUGUUUCCUUAAUCAUAUCCUCUUUGUCAAUUUGUGACCUCAAUUGACUAUCAGUGUCGCCGGAGUUCAAUAUUUAUUUAAACCUAAGCUACUAGUGAUUUAUACUGUUUAUUAAUUAGUUUAAUUACUUAAAUAGGUAUCUAAUAGUUUGCCCCUUUAAAAUUAAUUGUAAAUAUUGUGUAAGUAGAUACAUGCACAUUAUUA